GGAAGAUAAAAAUGAUCUCAGUGACCUUUAAGGAUGUGGCUGUGAACUUCACCCAGGAGGAGUGGGCAUUGCUGGAUCCUUCCCAGAGGAACCUUUACAGAGAUGUGAUGCUUGAAGUCCUCAGAAACCUGGCUUUUAUAGAAAACAAAUGGUAUGAAAAAAACGGUGAAGAUGAGAUCAGAAAUUCUGAGAUCAUUCUAAGGCAAUUUGAACACAUCAGAAAACCUAGCCUUUACCUGAUGUUGGUAGUAAUAACGCAUACUGGAGAGAAGCCCUAUGAGUGUAAGAAGUGUGGAAAAGUCUUCACUCAUUUCUCUGCCCUUCACUCACAUAAAAAAAUUCAUACUGCAGAGAAGCCUUAUGCAUGUAAGCAGUGUGGCAAAGCCUUUGCUACAUCCAGUAGCCUUCACAGACAUAGAACAACACAUACUGAGGAGAAGCCCUAUGAAUGUAAGCAGUGUGGCAGAGCCUUUGCUACAUCCUGUUACCUUCACUCACAUGAAAAAACUCAUACUGUAGAGAAGCCCUAUGAGUGUGAGCAGUGUGGCAAAGCCUUUUCUACAUCCAAUUACCUUCAGAUUCAUAGAAGAAUGCAUACUGGGGAGAAGCCCUAUGAAUGUAAGUGGUGUGGCAAAGCCUUUGCUAGUUCCAGUAAUCUUCAAAGACAUGGAAGAACACAUAUUGGAGAGAAGCUCUAUGGUUGUAAACAAUGUGGUAAAGACUUUGUUACAUCUUCUCAGCUUCACUUACAUGAAGGAACCCAUAGUGCAGAGAAAUUGUACUCAUGA
Messenger RNA from Marmota monax (woodchuck), 788 nucleotides. Its product is annotated as zinc finger protein 670-like. Gene Ontology annotation, biological process: regulation of transcription by RNA polymerase II. The coding region runs from base 12 to 788 and encodes 258 amino acids. Gene Ontology annotation, molecular function: RNA polymerase II cis-regulatory region sequence-specific DNA binding; DNA-binding transcription factor activity, RNA polymerase II-specific. NCBI's taxonomy places the organism in Eukaryota, Metazoa, Chordata, Mammalia, Rodentia, Sciuridae. The record is from RefSeq and is a predicted model, not a curated record. The transcript has 2 exons.